AUGUCUCGUCCCCUCGAAGGCAAACUCGCCCUCAUCACCGGCGGCUCCCGAGGAAUCGGCGAAGCCAUCGCCCACAACCUCGCCAGCAAAGGCUGUUCCCUCCUCCUCAACUACACCUCCACCAGCUCCUCCCCCCGCAUCACCACCCUCUGCACCACCCUCUCCACCACCCACUCCAUAACCUGCAUCCCCAUCCAAGCCGACCUCUCCGACCCCGCCCCCGCCAUCAGCACCAUCCUCACGGCGGCCAAAACCCACUUCACAUCCCCCACCACAGGCACCCUAACAAUCGACAUCCUCAUCAACAACGCCGGCGUCAGCAAAGACCGUUUCCUCAACGACCCCUCCCCAACCAAAGGCCCCAUCGACGCCCCCUACUUCCACUGGCACUACACUAUCAACGUCCUGGCCCCAUUGCUCCUCACCCAGGCUGUGGCGCCCUAUCUGCCCACGUCCCCACCCCACGCGGGCCGCAUCGUCAACAUCUCCAGUAUUUCCUCCUCGUUGGGAUUCACCGGCCAGUCGGUGUACGGGGGCACCAAGGCGGCAUUGGAAGCCAUGACGAGGACGUGGGCGAGGGAGUUGGCUGACGUGGCGACGGUGAAUGCCGUCAAUCCGGGGCCGGUGGUCGGUGAUAUGUAUUUUGCUACAGGGGAGGCGUUUUGGCAGCAGAUGCAGGGGUUUCAGGAUAAUACGCCGUUGAGUAAAUUGGUGGAGGGGGAUAAGGGCGUGGAGGAGGGGUUGGGGGAGGAGGAGAAGAGGUUGAUUAGGGAGAAGAUGGGGGGGAGGAGGCCCGGGUUUACGGCGGAGGUGGCGGGGGUCGUGGGCAUGUUGUGUACGCAGGAUGGGGGGUGGUGUACGGGGAGUGUGGUUUGUGCGAAUGGGGGGUUGAAGUUUACGACUUGA
Aspergillus sclerotioniger CBS 115572 is the source of this 906-nucleotide messenger RNA. Its product is annotated as SDR family NAD(P)-dependent oxidoreductase. NCBI's taxonomy places the organism in Eukaryota, Fungi, Ascomycota, Eurotiomycetes, Eurotiales, Aspergillaceae. Gene Ontology annotation, molecular function: oxidoreductase activity, acting on the CH-OH group of donors, NAD or NADP as acceptor. The record is from RefSeq and is a predicted model, not a curated record. The transcript has 2 exons. Bases 1 to 906 code for a protein of 301 amino acids.